Penicillium soppii is the source of this 633-nucleotide messenger RNA. RefSeq names its product thioredoxin peroxidase DOT5. Gene Ontology annotation, biological process: cell redox homeostasis; cellular response to oxidative stress. The transcript has 2 exons. NCBI's taxonomy places the organism in Eukaryota, Fungi, Ascomycota, Eurotiomycetes, Eurotiales, Aspergillaceae. Gene Ontology annotation, molecular function: thioredoxin peroxidase activity. The coding region runs from base 1 to 633 and encodes 210 amino acids. Gene Ontology annotation, cellular component: cytoplasm. The record is from RefSeq and is a predicted model, not a curated record.
AUGGUUGAACUCAGAAAACGCAAGGCGCCUGCCCCUCCUGUCCCAGAGAAGAAGAUCAAAGCUCCUAAGAAAGAAGAUACUGUCAAUAAUGAUAUUGAAGAGACCUCCCCAAAGGUUCUUGAGGUGGAUGAUAUAAUCGACCUUGAAACUUUCGGUGGCGAGAUUGAAACCAAUGAUGGUGAAACGACUUCUUUGAAGAAGCUACUCGAAGAGAGCAAAUCAGGCGUGGUGUUGUUUACUUACCCCAAAGCCUCAACACCUGGUUGCACCAAACAAGCUUGCUUGUUCCGUGAUAAUCACACCCACCUGACUUCCUCUGGUCUUUCUAUUUACGGUCUUUCCGGUGAUUCUCCCAAGGCCAACACCACUUUCAAAACCAAACAAAACCUUCAAUAUCCUCUUCUUUGUGACCCCAAGGCCACUCUGAUUGCAGCUAUUGGUCUCAAGAAAUCCCCCAAGGGCACUAUGCGAGGUGUCUUUGCAGUUGAUAAGAAGGGUAAAAUCUUGCUUCGUGAGGCAGGUGGCCCAGAUGCGACUGUGGAUGCUGUCCAGAAGAUCGUUGCCAAUGCUUCAAAGGAUGAUCAGGAAGACAAGCAACACACGGAUGAAAGGGAGGAUGAGGAGGAAAAUUAA